Molecule: messenger RNA, 1665 nt
Organism: Cercopithifilaria johnstoni
Lineage: Eukaryota; Metazoa; Nematoda; Chromadorea; Rhabditida; Onchocercidae
Source: the annotation of a GenBank genome assembly
AUGUUUUUCAAAUCACGUAUGCGCAAAUCGAAAUCAUGGCCCGCUCCCCCGAAUAUUUCCCGUCAAACGCGUCAGAUUGAAGUACUUCAUGAUAGUCGUGAAGAUACAUUCAUAUGUGAAAAAAAUACUGCAUACAGUUGCAGUAAUGGUAGUGGCGAUGGCGGAAGUGGUAAUAGUAGUAAUAUUAGUAAUGCGACAAAUGGAUCUGAUCAACCGACUUCACACCUAAAUUUUGCUAUCUCCGAAUUAGUGAAUACGGAACGAAGUUAUGUUCGUGAAUUACAAUCUAUCGUUGAUUUUUAUAUAAGGCCAUUUGAAGCACCUGAAAAUGAACAUUUAAUAGCAGCACAUUUAAGGGAUCGUUCUGAUAUUUUAUUUGGCAAUAUUCCUGAUCUGUUAAAUUUUCACAAUAACAAUCUUUUGGCUGAUUUUUUGACGGCUGGAAAUUCAAUAAUUGAAAUAUGCCAAUGCUUUCUCAAUCAUCGCAAUAAAUUCCUUCAACUUUAUCAUCGUUACUGUCAAAAUAAGCCAUUGAGUGAAACUUUACGACGAGAACAACAACCGGAUGGAACGGUUGCGAAAUUUUUUACGGAAUGCCAAAAACGAGCUGGACAUCCAUUACCAUUAAGUGCUUAUUUAUUAAAACCGAUACAGAGGAUCACCAAAUAUCAACUUUUACUAAAAGAAGUACAUCGUCAUUGUGCUGAUCAGGUUAAGCCUCAUGUUGAUGAAGCUUUAUCAUCAAUGUUAGAUUUAUUGGCUCAACUUAAUACAGCCAUGCAUCAAUUGCAUAUUGCGGGAUUUGUAGGUGAUCUUAAUCAAAUGGGUCCAUUAAGACUUCAAAAUGAAUGUGACAUUUAUGCAUUCAAAAAGAGGACACGUCGUCUUAAUAAAGCUCAACGUCGACAUCUGUUCCUCUUUGAUGGUGGUUUAUUAUUCUGUAAAAAACGUUCUCAAUUGUUGACAAACGCUUCUGAAUACUAUGAACAUAAAUUAUCCAUACCAACGUGUAGUCUUGGCUUCUCAGAAACAUCAAAAACAUCAUCUGCACGUUUUGAAGUUUGGGAUGAGACAAAAGGUGAAGCAUUUGUUGUACAACCAAUUGAUGAAACUGCUCGAAUAAAAUGGAUACAACGACUUUAUAGGAUAAUUGGUGAACGUGUAACACAUCGAGAUCGACUAAAUCAACAGCAUCGAUCGGCGCGUCCACAAUCUUGGGCUUCUACAAUCUCCACUGACAGUAUUCGUUCUUCUGAUGCAACUACAGAUAGUAGUGUUGUGGAUGGAAAUGGUAAUAAUCCAAAUGGUGCAUGCUAUUCAUCAUCCUCUUCUGGAUCACCAACAUUUGUUCCGGCCACAUCGGAUGAAGAUCAGGAUAAUAAUAUCACUAAAACCGACCAGCUACAAACACGAUCGUAUAGUUGCCCAGAGAAUUCUCUGGAAUUACCAUCGUCAUCACCAUUAACAACAACAACAACAGCAACAAUAACAGCAGCGACAACAACAACAACGACAACAACAAUGCCAUCUUCGGGAAUAUUAAAUACAAUGAUAUCAUCCUCAGUAUUAGCACCCAAAUCAGUAAUAACAACAAUAACAACAACAGCACCAUUGAAUACAAUUGUAGAGAGUUCUUCUUCCACUGAAUUAUUUGCAACAAUUUAA